Salvia hispanica is the source of this 714-nucleotide messenger RNA. The record is from RefSeq and is a predicted model, not a curated record. Lineage: Eukaryota; Viridiplantae; Streptophyta; Magnoliopsida; Lamiales; Lamiaceae.
UUCUCCACCCUUCACCUCACCAAUUAUCCCACCAUGGCUUCCUCCGACCUCACACACCGCCCCAUCCACCAACAAACCCCCACCACCAACGACGACGACAUGAACCGCAAAAAGCCCAAGAACAGCGCGGCGGCCGCCCGCGGGCUGAAGUCGCUGAGCGUGGCCGUGGCGCUGCCCCUCUCCCUCACCCUCCUGGACAUCUUCCUCUUCGGCUCCUCCUCCCGCUACCGCACCCUCCACAAGCCCUUCUACGUGCCCCCCCUCUGGGCCCUCCACCUCGCCUGCAUCACCACCGCCUUCCUCUCCGGCCUCUCCGCCUGGCUCGUCUGGGCCGAGGGCGGCUUCCACCGCCACCCCGCUGCGCUGGCCUUGUACCUCGUGCAGCUGGCGCUCAGCCUCGUGUGGUACCCUCUUGUGUUGCGGGCCGGUGCCGUCCGCCUCGGGCUGCUGCUGUGUGCUGCCUUGUUUGGGGCGCUGGUGGGCUGCGCGAGGGCGUUCCGGAAUAUGAAUCCCAUCGCGGGGGAUUUGGUGAAGCCGUGCUUGGCGUCGGCGCUGCUGCUCGCCGCUGCCAAUGUUAGGCUCGUGUAUCAAUGAUCGAUGAUCAGGAUUUUGAUGUUGUACCUCUGUUUUUAUACUUGAUGUUUCAAUUCACUUAUCCACACUGUAAAAAUAUAAUGUUUCAGCUUUUUUACAUGAAUCUUUUUCUCUUUUCAA